Molecule: messenger RNA, 924 nt
Organism: Larimichthys crocea (large yellow croaker)
Lineage: Eukaryota; Metazoa; Chordata; Actinopteri; Sciaenidae
Gene: cd68
Product: CD68 molecule
Biological process (GO): establishment of protein localization to organelle
Cellular component (GO): lysosomal membrane; late endosome membrane; plasma membrane
Source: RefSeq, marked provisional
AUGAAGAGAGCUGCUGUGCUGUGUGCUGUGACGCUGUGCGCCCUGUCAGCGCUGUCAUGGGCUAAAGACGAACCUUCUGUAACUGUGAUUCCUGGGGAGGAGUUUAGCACAGACCCUAAACCCAAUACUACAACCCCUCUUACAACCACGUCUACAACCCCGCCUACAACCAAGCCUACAACCAAGCCUACAACCCCGUCUACAACCAAGCCUACAACCGCGUCUACAACCAAGCCUACAACCGCGUCUACAACCAAGCCUACAACCAAGCCUACAACCACCACCCCAAAAACUACAACCCCGUCUCCUAAACCUACACCCCCCGCCAAUGUGACUGUGGGAAACUACAAUGUGACAAUAGACAAAAAAGUGUGCCUGUUGGCUCAGAUGGGGCUACAGAUCCGACUUGAAACGCUGAAGGCCAAUGGAACCUUCGUUGUUCAGCCAAAGUUAACCACAGCCAGCGGGGAUUGUAAGGAAACCACGGCCAAGCUAACCCUAACUUUCAAAGAGGGCCACAUCACCUUCUCGUUCAACAAGAGCGUUGCUGAUAAUCAGGCCUUUGUUGAUAGUCUGUCUUUCAACCUCGACUAUCCAUUUGGCGAGGGAGGUAACAAAGAGUACUCUGCCAACAACCAGUCACUGCAUCUGUUCCCCGCAAAAAUCGGACAUGCCUACUCCUGCAAGAAUGAGUCACUCUACAUGGGGAAUGGACUGUACCUGGAUAUCACAAAGGACCGGAUGCAGGGCUUCAAUCUGACCAAGAGCAAUGAUUUUGGCACAUCUGACGUCUGUGCUGCCGACCGGCCGGACUACCGCGUUGCCAUCGCGGUGGGAGUGACAUUGCUGGUGCUCAUCCUCGUCGUGGUGGUGGCCUACCUGCUGAGCCGCAGGAGGAGGACCGACGGCUACCAGUCCCUGUGA